Messenger RNA from Gossypium raimondii (Peruvian cotton), 500 nucleotides. Its product is annotated as auxin-responsive protein SAUR64. NCBI's taxonomy places the organism in Eukaryota, Viridiplantae, Streptophyta, Magnoliopsida, Malvales, Malvaceae. Gene Ontology annotation, biological process: response to auxin. The record is from RefSeq and is a predicted model, not a curated record. The transcript has a single exon. The coding region runs from base 1 to 444 and encodes 147 amino acids.
AUGGUUAGCACAAAGGAGCUCAUCAAAAUGGCUAGGAAGUGGAACAAGAUAGUUGCCAUUGGAAGGAAAAGAAUUACUUCACCAAGGAGUAAUAACCCAAUGAUGGCUAAUGCAGAUAACUCUAAUAAAUCUUCAGUUGUUGGUAAAGGCUAUUUUGUUGCCUACACGAUGGAUAAGAAGCGUUUUUUGAUUCCUUUGGCAUUUCUCAACAACAGUAUUUUCCAGGCACUCCUCAAGAUGUCGGAAGAGGAGUUCGGGCUGUCGAGCAAUCGGCCUUUAACAUUCCUGUGCGAUUCUGUCAUAAUGAGUUACAUAGUGUUGUUGGUACGACGAGGAUUAGCUAAAGAUUUGGAGAAAGCAGUGGUCAAUUCUAUUACUAGCAAUAGCUGCUCAUCGUGCAGUACAUACUACUGUCAUGGGGCUACAACGAACUGCGGCCCAUGACACUUCCAUGAAGGACAUGCUGAAAAAGAAUCGCUUGUUUGCGGGUUCGGAGCAUA